Cryphonectria parasitica EP155 is the source of this 1953-nucleotide messenger RNA. RefSeq lists its product as uncharacterized. The record is from RefSeq and is a predicted model, not a curated record. The transcript has 3 exons. The annotation marks the transcript as partial. NCBI's taxonomy places the organism in Eukaryota, Fungi, Ascomycota, Sordariomycetes, Diaporthales, Cryphonectriaceae.
GACCUCGAGCAGGAGGGCGUCGAGACCCCUCGUGCUGAGGGCGAGGAGGCUGGCGAGACCACCGAGCUGCCUGAAGGUGAGACUCAGGCUGGCCUGGAGCAGUCCGAGGUGCCUACCAGUCAGAUUCCCGAGGGCGAGAACCUUCCCGAGGGCGUCAACGCCGAGGGUCAGGAGCAAGGGCAGCUCCCAGAGGGCGCCGAAGGCGCCGAGGGCACCAACACCACCGCCGAGCCUGCCGAGGUUGACUACUCCAUCCUCAAGGACUGCAAGGUCAACAAGCUGGGCAAUGUCGUCAACGAGAAGGGUCAGGCUAUCGGCCGCAUCAUCUCGGGCAUUACACAGCACUUGAUCGGCCGUAAGGUCGACGAGAACGGCAUCAUCUGGAACGACAGCGGCAAGGAGAUUGGCCGUGCCGAGCCCAUCCCCGACAACGAGCUCCAGGACCUGCUUGAGCCCAAGCCCUUCGAGUCUUUCGAGGGCAACGUUAUCGAUGGCAAGGGUUGGGUUCAGUGGGAGGGCCAGACCGUCGGCAAGGUCAUUGAAGGCGACCUGAAGGUGCUGCAGGGCAAGACUGUCGACGCUGAUGGUGAAGUUCUCGACAAGUCCGGCAAUGUCAUCGGCAAGGCUGAGCGCUGGGAGGAGGAGGAGCCUGAGGAGGCUGAGCCUGAGGCCCCUGUUGACCUGUCCAUCCUCGCUGGCAAGCGUGUCAACAAGGCUGGCAAUGUUGUCGACUCGUCUGGUGUCAUCUAUGGCCGUGUUGUUGACGGCGACCCGAAGAAGAUGGUUGGUCGCAUGUGCAACAAGAACGGUGAGAUCGUCAGCGAGUCUGGUGAUGUCCUAGGCCACGCCGAGCUUGUCAGCGAGGGCGAGCGUGAGGGGUCCAAGGAAGGCCCCUUCGCUGAGCUCUCAGGUCUGACUGUCGCCAAGGAUGGCACCGUUGUGACCCCCAGCGGCGAUAUUGUCGGUCGUCUUGUCACUGGCGACCCCAAGGUUCUCGCUGGCCGCUCCGUCGACGAGGAUGGUGAUGUCCUUGACCGUAACGGCAAUGUGCUGGGCCAUGCUGAGCGCUGGGAGCCCGAGCCCGAGGUUGAGGUCGAGAAGGAGAAGGGACCUCUGGCUGGCCUGCACGUCAACAACGACGGCAAUGUCGUCGACAAGCACGGUAACGUCAUCGCUAAGCUGACCAGCGGUGACCCGCACAUCUGCGCCGGCAAGGAGAUUGACGACGACGGCGAUGUCAUCAACUCUAAGGGCAUGACUGUCGGACAUGUGAACCUCCUCUCUGACAUUCACGAGGAGGAAGUGGGCGAGACUGAGGAGGAGAAGGAGGCUCGUGUGCAGAGGGAGCAAGACAAGAAGCUCGCCAUCCAGAUGUCCAUGGCCCUCGAGCAAUGCCUCGACAAGAUCAAGCCCAUCUGCAAGAUGAUCACCAACCGCAUUCAGGUCGAGGAGAGCAAGGCUGAGGAAGACCGUGACGAAGAGGCCCUCGUCAAGGAGGUUCGCCCCUUGAUCGAGGAGGGUGGAAACAUCCUCCGCGAGGCCCACGGUGUCAUCCGUGGUCUCGACCCUGAUGGCCACAUCCAGGCCAACGCCAAGCACAAGUCUGGCACUCGUGAGGCUUCUCCUGAGGAGUUCCACCUUGCCGAGAUUAUUAAGGAGCUUACUGAGCAUGUCACCGAGACCAUCGAGGGCGCCAAGCGCAAGCUCGAGGGUAUGCCUCACGCCAAGAAGGAGCUCAACCCUCUCUGGGGUCUCCUGGGCGAGCCCCUCUUCCAGAUUAUUGCCGCCGUCGGCCUGCUUCUCAGCGGUGUCCUGGGUAUCGUCGGCCGCCUGCUGCAUGGCCUCGGCCUCGGCGGUAUCCUUGAUGGCCUUUUGGGCUCUCUGGGCCUGAACAAGGUCCUGGACAGCCUUGGCCUCGGCUCCAUCCUGGGUGGUGGUAAGAAGAAGAAAUAG